Messenger RNA from Funneliformis mosseae, 450 nucleotides. NCBI's taxonomy places the organism in Eukaryota, Fungi, Glomeromycota, Glomeromycetes, Glomerales, Glomeraceae. The record is from the annotation of a GenBank genome assembly.
AUGGGAUGGAAACCUGGUUUAAAAAGAAUUUAUUUUCCCAACAUAAUUUUUCGUUUAAUUCGCACACCUUCAUUACCUCCAAAUAAAGUAGCGUUUCGAAUCCCGACUAAUGUCAAUAAACUUGAUAUAAAAGAUUAUUUAACACAUAUUUAUAAACUGGAGGUAGUUGAUGUGCGAACGAUGGUCUACGCUGCAGAAUUACAAAAAUAUUCCAAUAAAUAUCGGCCUAGCUAUAAGAAAGCUAUUGUCACUUUAAGUGAGGAUUUUAAUUAUCCUCCAACACCUUCCGAUUCAAAAUAUUCAAUUGAACUUUUUCAAGAAAACAGAAAAUCUCAACUUCGAAAGUUAGCUGGUUGGAAAUCAAGGCCAAUUAGAGUAAUCAUGAAACAACAAGAAAACCAAAAUUUGAAUGAAGAUAAGGUUGUAGAAAAAGAAAAUAAAGAUGGGUGA